AUGGACAACUGCCCAGAGGACCGUUCACUGUACUGGCUGGACAGAGAAACCCAGAAGCGCCUAUGCAGGCAGGGCCAGGAGGUGCUGCAGCGGGCGCAGACGAGAGCUGUCAACUGGUGCUCACUGGCAGAAGACCUUCGAGGAGAAGGGGAGGCAAUGGGCCUGGAUACUGCAUUCAAAACAGUGAUGGAAUACAUGGAUUACGUUUCAAGUCAGUGUGGGAAGUUUCAUGCUCUGGCACCAGAAAAGGUAGCACUGAACCACGUCUGCAGAUAUCACCGAAACCAAUUGAACCCAUCACCUUACCAGUCAAGACAGGAAAAAUCCACAUCCCACGACCCUAGAGAGAGCUACCAAGUAACAAAGAUUGGCCCAGGACUAUCCAGAUUUGACCCAGGACCAUCCAAGUUUGACUCAGGUCCAUCCAGGUUUGACCCAGCAUCAUCCAGGUUUGACCCAAGACCAUCCAGGUUUGACCCAGGAUCUUCCGAGUUUGGCCCAGGACCAUCCAAGUCUGUGGCCAGAACAAGUUCCCAGGACAUCACGAUAGAAGUUUAUCCGGGGACCUACGCUGUCACAGUGGGGUCCCCUGACGUAACCACAACGCACAUGGUGGAGGUUGACUCAGGACAAAUCAUCGAUCUGAGUUUUCCCCUUUAA
This is a messenger RNA of Dromiciops gliroides (monito del monte), 660 nucleotides long. Its product is annotated as A-kinase-interacting protein 1-like. NCBI's taxonomy places the organism in Eukaryota, Metazoa, Chordata, Mammalia, Microbiotheria, Microbiotheriidae. Gene Ontology annotation, biological process: regulation of non-canonical NF-kappaB signal transduction. The coding region runs from base 1 to 660 and encodes 219 amino acids. Gene Ontology annotation, cellular component: nucleoplasm. The transcript has a single exon. The record is from RefSeq and is a predicted model, not a curated record.